AUGUUGUUUUUGUUAUUCUUGUUAGCUGCUCCGAUCUAUGCUGGUCUUAUUUUUCCAACCAAACCAUCAAAAGAUUCCUUCUAUAAUGCUCCAGCAGGUUUUGAAAAAGCUGCUGUCGGUGAUAUUUUACAAUCUAGAACAAUGCCAAAAUCAUUUACAAGCAAAUUUGCUCACCUCAAAAUCCAAAAUUCGUGGCAACUCUUAGUUAGAUCUGAAGAUUCAUUCGGUAAUCCAAAUGUCAUUGUCACUACUGUUAUGGAACCAUUCAAUGCUGACCCUUCGAAGCUUGCUUCGUAUCAGGUAUAUGAAGAUUCCGCUAAACUUGAUUGUGCUCCUUCCUAUGCUUUCCAAACUGGCUCAGCCGUGAGCACUGUAGCCACCAAAGCUGAAACACUCUUGUUGGCACCAUUGUUGGAACAAGGCUACUAUGUUGUGUCUCCAGAUUAUGAAGGUCCCAAACUGGCAUUCACUGUUGGUAAAAAAUCUGGUCAAGCUGUUUUAAACUCUAUUCGUGCAACUUUGAAAUCUGGUAAAAUCACCAAUAUUAAAGAAGAUGCUAAAGUUGUUAUGUGGGGAUACUCUGGUGGUUCAUUGGCUUCAGGUUGGGCAGCUGCUUUGCAACCAAACUAUGCACCUGAAUUGAGCGGAAACUUGUUGGGUGCUGCAUUGGGUGGAUUUGUUACCAACAUCACCGCUACAGCAGAAGCAACUGAUGGUACUGCAAAAGCAGGAAUUGUAGCAAAUGCCUUGGGUGGUAUUGCAAAUGAAUAUCCAGAAUUCAAACAAAUCUUACAAAGUGAUACUGACAAACAGUCUGUGUUUGAUCAAUUUGACAGUCAUUGCUUGGCUGAUGGUGUGAUUGCCUAUGUUGGUACUCACUUUUUGUCCGGUUCUAACAGAAUCUUCAAAUCUGGUUGGGAUAUUUUAAAAAACCCAACAGUGGCCAAAAUCGUCGAAAAUAAUGGGUUGGUUUACCAAAAACAAUUAGUACCAAAAAUCCCUAUAUUUAUUUAUCAUGGUACAAUUGAUAAAAUUGUCCCUAUCGUCAAUGUUCAAAAAACUUAUCAAAAUUGGUGUGAUGCUGGUAUUUCUUCUUUGGAAUUUGCUGAAGAUGGUAGUAAUGGCCACGUCACUGAAACUGUUGUUGGGGCCCCCGCUGCUUUGACUUGGAUUAUUAACAGAUUUAACGGUAAACAAACUGUUUCUGGUUGUCAACACACCAAAAGAUCAAACAACUUUGAAUACCCAAAUAUUUCUUCUUCAAUGAUUGACUAUUUCAAAGCAGCAUUGGAUAUCAUAAAGCUGCAUGGUCUUGGUUCUGAUGAUCAAAAAGAUAAUAUUAUGGUUGAUGAUCUUAAAAAGAUUUUAUUGGGAGGCAAUUAA
This is a messenger RNA of Candida dubliniensis CD36, 1383 nucleotides long. RefSeq names its product Lip8p (gene LIP8). The record is from RefSeq and is a predicted model, not a curated record. NCBI's taxonomy places the organism in Eukaryota, Fungi, Ascomycota, Pichiomycetes, Serinales, Debaryomycetaceae. Gene Ontology annotation, molecular function: triacylglycerol lipase activity. The transcript has a single exon. The coding region runs from base 1 to 1383 and encodes 460 amino acids. Gene Ontology annotation, biological process: lipid catabolic process.